Williopsis jadinii is the source of this 672-nucleotide messenger RNA. RefSeq names its product cytochrome c oxidase subunit IV (gene COX4). The coding region runs from base 37 to 501 and encodes 154 amino acids. Gene Ontology annotation, biological process: mitochondrial electron transport, cytochrome c to oxygen. The transcript has a single exon. Lineage: Eukaryota; Fungi; Ascomycota; Saccharomycetes; Phaffomycetales; Wickerhamomycetaceae. The record is from RefSeq and is a predicted model, not a curated record. Gene Ontology annotation, cellular component: mitochondrial envelope.
CAACACACCACCACCACAACUAAAAGAACCAUCACGAUGUUUGCCCUCCGUACAAGAUUGGUUGCUCGUCAAGCAACAAGAUCCUUUGCCACCAGCAGAGCCAUGCUGCAGUCCACGCCAAAGGUGAAGACCGCUGCCACUUUGGCUGAGGUUGACGGUGCAGAGACGUUGAUUGGUGAAGGUGCCAAAGUCGGCACCUUCCCAACCGACCUGGAGCAGGCCACUGGUUUGGAGCGUUUGGAGCUUCUUGCUAAGCUCGAGGGUGUCGAGUUCUUCGACACCAAGCCAUUGGACUCGUCCAGAACCGGUACCCUUGCAGACCCAAUUCUCGUUGAGAGUUACGAUGACUACCGUUACGUUGGCUGUACUGGUGCGCCAGCAGACUCCCACCACAUCUUGUGGUUGAAGCCAACCGUCGACCAGGUUGCCAGAUGCUGGGAGUGUGGUUCCGUCUACAAGCUGAAGCCAGUUGGUGUGCCACAAGAUGAGCACCACCAUUAGGGUGGUUGACGUUGGUGUUUUGGGCUCAUUCCUGAAUCAGCCAUUGUGGAGUGAAUGGAGAACGAAGAGGGAUUGGCGAUUGAAGACGAUGGAGAAUACACACAGAUCAGCAUGUUUACAACCUUUACAGACAGAGUUUUAUUAUAUAUUCUUAUUUUUUUUGGAAACGGG